This is a messenger RNA of Vespa velutina, 2792 nucleotides long. RefSeq names its product endocuticle structural glycoprotein SgAbd-4-like (gene CPR22). The coding region runs from base 16 to 561 and encodes 181 amino acids. Gene Ontology annotation, molecular function: structural constituent of chitin-based larval cuticle. The transcript is spliced from 2 exons. Gene Ontology annotation, cellular component: chitin-based extracellular matrix. The record is from RefSeq and is a predicted model, not a curated record. NCBI's taxonomy places the organism in Eukaryota, Metazoa, Arthropoda, Insecta, Hymenoptera, Vespidae.
GCUCACUCUUAUUGCAUGUCCCAUGUGUAUCUCCUGGUAACAUGGUGGCCAUCGUUACCGCGGAAACGGUGGUGUAUUGGUGAUGCCUCCAGGGGUAUAUAUACACCGAGCGCUGCGGGGCUUGAUAAACACUUGCCCAUCAGCGAUUACUGCUGCAGCAUGUAUACGUCAUUGGUAGCCAUUGUCACGCUGGCAGCAUACGCUGCAUCGGCUCCAGCUCCAGCUGAUGAGCCAAUACCAAUUGUCAGCCAAAGUCAGGAGGGUCCAAAUCCAGAUGGAUCAUACAAAUGGAGUUAUGAAAGUGGAAAUGGUAUCAAGGCCGAGGAACAAGGACAAUUAAAGAACGCUGGCUCAGAGAACGAAGCUAUGGAGGCACAAGGUGCAUUCAGUUAUCCAAGCGACGAUGGCCAACAAAUAUCUUUGACUUAUACGGCGGAUGAGAAUGGAUUUCAACCAGUUGGUGCUCACCUUCCUGUACCACCGGAAGUUCCGGCUUUAAUACAGAAAGCACUCGAGUGGAUAGCAGCACAUCCCUCGAAAGACGACGAGAAUAAUCUGUAACACCGACAAUCUAUAACGCCAGUGUGAUCUCACCAGCUCCUUUUUAAAUAUUAUUACGAUCGAGAUAAAACGACGAUCUUUUUAGCCCGAUGAUGAGUUUAAUCCGUUCACGCGACGCCGCCGUCUCGCCGCACUUAUGUUCGUUUUUCUAUUUUCUCUGUCUCUUUCUUUUUCUUCCUAUCUUUCUCUUUCUCUUACUUUUCUCCCAAUUAUUUCUUAUUCCCUUCGCUCUUCUAAACGUCCGACCUCGAACAUGGACUACUCUGGUUCAAUUUGUUGUAAAUAUUUAUUUGUACGUCUAUGCGAUACUAUAUUAAUAUAUAUAUAUAUAUAUAUAUUAUAUAUAAUACAUGCAUAUAUGUAUAUAUAUAUAUAUAUAUAUAUAUUAUACGUAUAUAUACACACACAGACACACACAGACAUAUGAAACACUUAUAUAUCUACUUAAAUAGCAAACCGAUGUAAUUAACUGUCGUUAAGUAUAUCAAAGUGCGUUUGAGAAUAAAUGUUGCAUCCCAGGAGAAAAGUCACACGAUUUUUUGUCACACGACCUUGAUUAAAACAUAGGAAAUUAUUGUUGAUUAUUAUUACUUCCUAAUGAAUUUGAAUAAUGAUCUAGGAAGUCUCGUAGAAGUCACGAGAGAAUAUUUAAAUCGAUGAGAUUUAUGAUUCAUUUAGAAGGCGUCGUCCUACGUGCGCUCCACUUUCUACAGUUUGGCUGAUUAAAAACGUCUACGUCUACUAUCUACAUACUACUUGUACGUUUUCUAACGUAUCGAACGAAGUUUAAGAUGUAACCAUAAAAAGUAGUAAAUAUCUUGAAUUAAAAUUUAUUAUUAAAAGCAAAAUCUAUGAGUCGUUGUAAAGGAACAAAUUAGAAUUUAAAAAACGGACAAAUUUUCUACUUUCUUUUUUGUCUUAUUUUCUACAUUAGAAAGUUAAACGAUAGAUAGAGGCAAACAUCGACGAAUCAUUUCUUCUUCUUUUUUUCUUUUUUUCUUUUUUUUUGUCGAAAUGGAUCUUACAUAAUUGUCAUUAAUCAAUCAAACAGACAGAUCGUACGAUAAGAAUUCUCAAGGAUUACAUAAUUUCCAAAUUAUACACACCAUACGGAAAGCGUUUAUUCCGUUUUUAUCUCUUUUCUCUCUCUCUCUCUCUCUCUUUUUUUUCUUUUUUCUAUCUUUUUUCACUUUCGUCAAGGAUUUUUAUUAGUGAACGACGAAAGAUGAUCGUGUAACCUUUCGAAUCGGAUCCCGUUGAUUGAACUUAUAGCGUCGUUUCUCGAAGCUUUCUAACAAUAACAGUACCUAUGUUUGCACGAGCGAGAGCGUCUACUCAAUUUGACAUGGCCGAUGUCGCGCACGCCUCCAAGGGUUAAGGAACCGGAACUCGAGAUGGUAUCUUUGCUGAACUUUCACCGAUGAAACGAACGAUCAACUCGCUUUGAAAUUUUACUACGUGAAUAAUACCGACUUAUAUCAUCUUAUGAGUUAGAUUUAUGCAAUCGAUUGACAUUAUACUUUCCAUCGUUUAAACGCAUCGAAAAGUUUUUCUACGAUUGCGGGGGUGGAAUUCAGAUCGAUUCAAAUUUUACCAAUGUCUUUUGAUUUCUAAUCUCAACUGAUCCAAUUCAUAUAUGUACAUAUUUAAAUUUUUUUUUAUUAAUCGUUAUACAUUAUUAUUGUAAUGUAGAUGAAUGUAAAAGAGGGAUAUAUUUAGUGACAAAAUAUGCUUCGCUGAAGCGAAAUAAGCAAAAAUUGGGCAAUGUGAUAAAUUUCAGUGAUAUGAUUACGUUAUUUAUCGAUAGUUUUCUACGAUAAAUUUAUUACAACAUCCAUAUUGUUUUAUGUAAUUAUUUUCGUAUUAAUCGCUCUAUCCAUAACCAUAUUUCCAUAAAAAUUUAAUAAUCAUAUAUAGGUAUAUAGGUGCCUUUCUUUUUUUCAUUUCAGAUUUCGAAAAAAAAAUAUUGAUAUUACAAAGAUAGUAAAAAAAAAAAAAAAGAAAAAAAAAAAAAGAGUUGGGCAAAAUUUGUUAUUGUAAUAAAGAGUUGUAUGCUAAAGAAUUCAUUUUUGUAUUACGCGAUAACCAUUGUGUAUUAAUUAUCGAAUAGGUGUCUGAGAUACGUGCCUUGCAUACUUUCGGCAUUGCAUUUGUACUUGCGAGUCAUUUGGUUUUAUAUGUGUGUGUAUGUGUGUGUAUUACGAACAAAUAUAUAUAAAAAUGUACAUGUA